CGGAGGGCCGGGCCGGGCAGGGCGGCAACAGGCCGUCCUGGGCCUGAGAAGCGCUGGCGGUGCCGACCGAGGAAGCCGCCGGAGAUGGCCGCGGAGAAUAAAGACGACUUGAACGAUCAGACCAUCCGUGUAGGCACCCGGAAGAGUCAGGUCACUGAUGAAACACUGGUUUCUCCGUGGCUGUUGUGGUUCACUCGCGUUUCUGCAAUUGGACCUUCCCAGCUGGCUCGCAUCCAGACAGACAGUGUGGUGAAGAUGCUGCAGGCACACCACCCUCACCUCCGCUUUCAGAUCGUUGCUAUGUCAACCACUGGGGACAAGAUCCUGGACACGGCGUUAUCCAAGAUUGGAGAGAAAAGCCUUUUUACCAAGGAGCUGGAAAAUGCACUGGAAAGAAACGAGGUGGACUUGGUGGUUCACUCCCUCAAAGACCUGCCCACCUCCCUGCCGCCCGGCUUCACAAUUGGUGCCAUCUGCAAGAGGGAAAACCCGCACGACGCUGUGGUCUUCCAUCCCAAGCACGCCGGCAAGACCCUCAGCAGCCUCCCUGAGAAUUGUGUCAUUGGAACCAGUUCACUUCGUCGAGCAGCUCAGCUGAAAAGAAAGUUUCCUCGGCUGCAGUUCAAGGAUAUUAGGGGCAACCUGAACACCCGCCUGAAGAAGCUGGAUGAGAAGGAAGAUUUCAGUGCCCUGGUGCUGGCAGCCGCUGGCCUGAGGCGUAUGGGCUGGGGGGCUCGCAUUGGCCAGAUUCUGAGCCCCGUGGACUGCUUGUAUGCUGUCGGGCAGGGUGCUUUAGCUGUUGAGGUGCGGGCCAGAGACCAGGAGAUCCUAGAGACUGUGUCGGUGUUGCAUGAUGGGGAGACGGUGCUGCGCUGCAUUGCUGAGCGAGCCUUCAUGAAGCGCUUGGAAGGAGGCUGCAGUGUGCCAGUGGCUGUGAGCACUCUGCUGAAGGAUGGCCAGCUAUAUCUGACUGGAGCAGUCUACAGCCUUGACGGUUCUGAGAGCUUGCAAGAGACCAUGCAAAGAAAUGUGAAGUUUUCCCUGGAGAAUGAAGAUGGCCCUGAUGACAACCUCCAACAUGUUGGCAUCACAGCCAGGAACGUGCCUCGCCUUGCUCAAGAGGCCGCAGAGAGGCUGGGCCAGGAGCUGGCCGACUUGCUCCUGAGCAAAGGGGCCAAUCACAUCCUCAGCGUGGCGAGGCAGCUCAGCAGUGCCUGAUGGACACCACCUCCCUAGAGAGCCGUGAUGCCGGCCAGUCACCAUUUCCCCCCAAGAGGGAAGGAAGCAAAGGGCUGACCUGUGGCCACGCUGCCAGCAGAAGCACUGGUUUGGUGUGAAGGUGAGCACAGGUUCAGAGCUAGGAUUUCCAAACCUCAACUUUGCAAACCUGCAGAAUGUCCACCCAAAACCAUUUGUUGGCCCAGCAGUGUA
Candoia aspera is the source of this 1431-nucleotide messenger RNA. It is a transcript of the gene HMBS, whose product is annotated as hydroxymethylbilane synthase. Gene Ontology annotation, molecular function: hydroxymethylbilane synthase activity. The record is from RefSeq and is a predicted model, not a curated record. Bases 85 to 1218 code for a protein of 377 amino acids. The transcript has 15 exons. Lineage: Eukaryota; Metazoa; Chordata; Lepidosauria; Squamata; Candoiidae. Gene Ontology annotation, cellular component: cytoplasm. Gene Ontology annotation, biological process: heme biosynthetic process.